AUGCUCAAGAAACUGUAUGGAGACCACCAAGGCUGUUGCCCUAACUUUGCUUCUCUCCUGUCUGUCCCACAUGCAGAGAAGCAGAGGGAGCUGGCUCGGAAGGGUUCUCUGAAGAAUGGCAACAUGGGAAGCCCAGUUAAUCAGCAGCCCAAGAAGAACAAUGUGAUGGCACGGACAAGGCUCGUCGUUCCCAACAAGGGCUAUUCGUCAUUAGAUCAGAGUCCAGAUGAAAAGCCACUGGUAGCCCUGGAUACGGACAGUGAUGAUGACUUUGACAUGUCCAGAUAUUCCUCCUCGGGAUACUCAUCAGCUGAGCAGAUCAACCAAGACUUGAACAUCCAGCUGCUAAAGGAUGGGUACCGGUUAGAUGAGAUCCCAGAUGACGAGGACCUUGACCUAAUCCCCCCUAAAUCGGUCAAUCCUACCUGCAUGUGUUGCCAAGCCACCUCCUCCACCGCCUGUCACAUCCAGUAGUGAGGCCGGCAGGCUGUGAUCAGUGCUUUCCACUAUAACUGUAAAACUUAACAGCCAUUGCUUCCUCCUAUGGUAGGACGUGCACCUCUUUGUGUUCAUGGAGCCAGGAGAAACCCAAAAAUUCAUUUUAUGAUUGAUUGAUAAGUUAUUUUAAACUAUUGUUAAACAAAAAACAAGUUGCUCAAAGUGCCAGGCAAUGCCUGACACAACUGACUGGUCUGAAAAGUGAAUGCAGAAGGGUCGAGAGACCGUUCUGGGGGUUUUGUAGGCACCAGAGAUAUUUCGUAAGAUGUUAGUUCCAGAACAGAAAGUUGGGCUGCAGUUAAUCCUACCUGCAAGAUCAAGAGGUGUCAAGGGGUUUUACCUGAGGUCAGUUCAUAGUUCAUUCUAAGCAUGAUUUGAUCUAUGUAACCAAAAUUGUACCACAAUAGAGGCACAAAUGGCAACAGAACAGGGCAUCCUUUCUUAUGGCAGCUCUAGCUAGGACUAACACAACACAAUUCAUUCACUUGCAAAGAGGGCAAAUAGGUGGCAUUUCACUGUGAGUCAGUACUAGCUAGAGCUGUUGUGUCACAUAUCCAAUGCAAUCUUCCUUUGGCACCACAUUAAGUUAUUUCCAAACACAUCACAUUUGAUCUACAAUCCAUCCAUGCUCCGAGGGGAUUCAGUCUUUGACUGAGAAUGCCAUACUCAUGAAUUCAGUUAUACCGACUUCAGCUUAUGCUUAAUUCCUGUGAGACCCAUUUGUUUCCAAAAGUCUCCAACUUCGUUUGACUAAGAAAAAAUGAAACCUGCUAAGACAGGAACUGAAGGUCAGUGCCAAAAAAACUAGUAGAAGAAAGCAUAUUUUUACAGAGCUUGGCUGUUGAUAUUCUUUUGAAACUGCAUCUUUUGGUGCCUGUGGGAGAGAUUUGUUAACCUUGUGGUGUCAGACUUUAAGGGAGUUUUAAGCAACAGAGGGAUAAUGAGCAGAUUCAGCUGGAAAAAAAAAGAGCCACAAGAGAAAACCAUUAUUUAUCGCAUCUCUGCCCACUUAUGAACCAAGCUUUGUCUGUUAGAGCUGUCCCAUAUCAGGACCAAUUGUGUCAUGAAAUCUGGCAUUACAUUUCCUUUCUGGACUGAAUUGCCAGCUCACCAACAGAUUGUUUUCAACACAAAAUGAUUUCUGGAAUUAGGAGAUGUCCUUUCCUGCUCAGCUUUACACUGCUGGCUUCAGAAGACAUGGGACACAGAUGGUAGAUGAGCUAGCUUCAUUCUCUGAUGCCAUGAGAUCUUUGACACAAGCACAACUGUGUCCUUUUCUGCUCAGCCAGAAAGGCUGCCUGCAUUAUAUCAGCACUUGCUUUAGAGACUGGUGGAGGGAAAAGUUUUAAAUUUCCUAUCAGAAUUCCCCUGGGCCACAAGAAAGAAGUUGGCUGCUCUGAAGUACAGAUCUCCUGCCUCAGAUUUACACAUCAUGAUCUGAUUCUUUAAGAAGUCUCAUCUCUCUUAGUGAUGAGAAGGCCCCUUAACACCCUGAGUAUUUUUCUGUGCAGUACAAGUCAUGAUGUCAUGCACACCAUAAGCAUAAGAGCAGGCAUUCAGGACUCCUGGGCAUUAUUCAGGAGCUGGCUUCAGACAACUAUGAAAGAUGCUUUCCCCCUUCCUAAAACAGGACUAUUGGCCCUAUCUGACAACAAACAGAAAGAGAUUGAGCAAGCUUGUUUACUGAGCAUUUCCGCCUCCUAGUGCAGAAGUGCUGAUUAACUUGUCAACUCCCUUAGGAAGAGAGUAUUCCUCAGUUAGAACUCCUCUCAAUUUCUCAUCAUAUAGCAGUGAUGAGGGAGAGUAUUUCACAAAUGUUUCUAAAGAAGUACAAAGCUUCUAGUCCCCAGUUCCUCGUUUCUUUUGUGUGAGAUGAGCAAGUUGUCUGAAAGGAUGAGGGGAGCUCUAAUGUGUUGGUAGAAAAUAUCAAGGAGUCUAUUUUUCAAAUGCGGAAUGCGGUCAAAACUUUAAAGAAAUCCCAUGGUCUAAGUAAAUCCUGUAGCACAUGGCCCAAUCUCUUUAAAGGUUCGCACUUCCAAAGCAGGAUUUUACAGUUCAGCAUCAGUACCAUAUAACAUCUUCAUUGUGCUUACCCUCCUGAGUCAGUGUCUGUGCCUUCUAGCCAGGCUCCACACACUCAGCCUUUCCUACAGUCCUUGCUCAGGAGCUCAGAGCAUUUUGGUGAGCUUCUCGAGCCAUGAGAUGUCUGUUUCCAUGGGUCAGCCCUUUCAAACUGUAGAUCCCACAGGUCACCAUCACACCACCUUCAUGUUUCAACAAGGAUCGAAGGAGACAUGCUGAGAUGAGUUUCUCAGGACUGCAACUCUCUGUAACCAUUGCACCAUGGCACCUCAACCAAGUCCUUGUUUUGCCCCUGUUGCUGCUUUUAUCUGCCUGCCACGUGGCUUGAGACAUUUUCCAGUUCCCGCAGCCACCUUCCACCCUUUGCAUUGUGUGAUGGGCACCUGCUUCCAGCAUAACUCCUUAAAGUCCUUUGGAGGGAGAUACUCACUUGCACAUGGGAGUGAGAUUAAUUUAAAUGUUAACCAGGCCAAUGCUUCCUGCAAAUACAGACUGAAGCACAGGCCCAGGGUUUCUCCCUGCUCACAGAAGGAUUUAGUUGCACAAAUAGCUGUUUUGGCAUGAUAGUACAGGACCAUAAAAUGGCAAUUUUUUGGCUUCUCCUCUCUAUGCUUUGUGUUCAUAUAUUUUAUUAGGGGAUUAAAGUAGAAAUGGUGGGGAUAAGUAGUUACCUGUGUAGAGUCAUUAUCAGGAAGGCUGAAUGAAUUAAGGCAUUGCACGUGUGGCUAUCAUAGAAAACUGAUCACUAACCCUUCUGAAUUGCAGCCCUUUCAUCAGUUACAAUCCUGAGAUGUGGUUGUUGGCUUGUUACAGAACAUGAUUGCCAGCCCAGCGUUAUGUGUUAACAGCGGGUUGGGUUGGCUCUCCCUGUCUCUCUUGUUUUCAGACUUUUGUUUCAGCCGUAAGGUUUUCCUUGUGCCCUCAUUAAAGGUUAUGUUGUGGUGGGUUCCCAGGAAGGAGUACACGAAUGUGGCCACUGCUCUUUUACACCACACCAGCAGGUUAUCUGCUGCCAUGGCUGGAGAAGGUUAAAGCAAGGAGCACAGCCUCUGACUCUUUGCUGCAGCACUGUAAAGCUAUAAAAGCUCUGCAAAGAUGCUGGGUGCUCUCCCAGCUACAGUUUGCUUGCAAGAAAGAGAAUCAUUUAUUUGCAUCAGUGUUUGCACCAUACCAGAUGGCCUUUUCAGACCCUAUUUUCCGUCCAGAAUGAAUACCAGAGGGAGGUAUGCCACUGAGUAUGAAAGGUUGCAUUACUGUUCAUCUAAAUUAGCAAGCAGUUAAGCUACUUUAUAGUGACGCCGGCACCUACAACAAAGGAAUUUGAUGCCUCCUAAAGCCAGACCAGCUUUUUGCUAGGAUUUUAAGUGCUUUUAGUCUCCAAAUUACUAGAGUUUAGGCAAAUCCUUUCCUCAUAUUAGAUGACAGCUGUGCUCUUUAGCAUGAGCUGUCUUUGGGCUGCAAUGUCUCAGUGCUCAACUCUGUUUCUCCAGUCUGCAAACUCGCCAUUUCCAAAUGUCUGCUUAUCCUCCCAGUGUCAAAGAAGGUCCUCAGAUAGCAGGAUCUAGUCUGCUUUUCUGUUGGCUGUAUAAUCUUUAGCUGGAAGAAGGCUGAUGUCUAAAUGACCUUCCCAAAGGCUCCUUUGAUCUUGCCAGACUUAUCUUGAAGCCAGCCUUUGGAAGAAGCACUGGAUCAAAUCUGAUGUUGCUGCAUGUCGGCCCCAGGGUGUACAUUUGGCCCUUCAGUUUGCUAUUCUCCUGUGACCAUGUUGCCUGCAGAUGCCUUGCAACUUGCAAAAGCAGAGGGCCAAGCCUGGAGCACAGACUUCAAAAGGGACUUCUAGAUGCUGUGCUCAGCUGUAGACAGGACAGACUCAGCUGCUCUGGUUUGGCUCUCCAUCUUCUUUCACAGAAGGAGGCAGCUGCUCUGCUCAGCUGUGUGCUGGCUGACACACUGGUCUGAAAUCCUGAGCAGAAACCUUCCCUGUCCAUGCAGUGUGUCCUCAGGGUGGCCUGCAAACUGUACAACAGUGCACAGGAAGCUUGAAAAGUGCAGCACCCUGCAUGUGACUCAGCUGCAAAAUGAAGAUGCUUUUGAAGGAAGGAGAGUCCCAGCUGAGCACCAGAUGGAAUAAUAGAAGGAAAGCAAGCAAUAACUGGAAAGGCUGCCAAGUGCUGCCUUGGCCUAGGACAGGUCCCAGUAGUCCAAGCUUAUCUGCCUCAGUACAGUGCUGAUACCAGCAAGGAGCAAAGCUUGCUUUCAGAUGCACGCUCAAAAAACACCGUGUCCCUCAGCCGGCACUGCAGCUAAAAAUACUACUGCAGAGACUCUACUGGACCAUCAGAGUACAGAAAUGAGAUCUUGCUGCUUCUGGCACAUGUUAGAUGUUUUCUCUAGCCCCAGGCAAGUCACAUCCCCUCUAGACAUCCAUUCUCUUCUGCAAUACUGGGAAGAAAUCUGCCUUCCCAUGACACUACCACCUUGCAUGGAUGUUACUGAGUGUACAGUGAGCACCACUGUUAGGUUAGCUCUGCAAGCAAGAUGCAAAGAGCAUGCUAUUAAAGUUUCAUAAUUCUACAAAGAACAGCUCUUCUUUCCCUCAGUUUACCAGCUUCUGGUUGUAUUUGUGUAUCAAUGCUGCAGAGUGGAGCUCAGUGGAAAGAUUAAGCAGCUUUAGGGACAGAUGUUUGGCAAAGAUAUGUUUCCGAGUUUUGCUGCUGCCUUUGUACAGCUGGCUACUGAAUGUGCCUGCUGACACAGAGAAUGUGUAGUAACAUUCAGUGGCCCAACAGCACCAUCCCCUGCUAGCAGAGUUAAGGGAUUUCAAAGUGCAGGUAGUUUUACAACUCAGAUAGUGAACUCUAAUGGAAUGGAGGAGAUCACCAUUUGUGAUAUUCCCAGGGCAGUUUCAUGCUUUUAUUUUUAGCAUUUAUGUAACAAUAUGAGAUGUAUUUGUCUGGUCUCUCAAUUUUUUCCAUUCUUCCUUCAAGCGCACAGGGGGUAUGGCCUCUCCCACCUAUCCCAAAACAGGCUUAUCACCUGGCUGCUGCUGGGCUCAGCAAGCCCAGGCUGCACAUGCCACCCUGAAUGUACCCUGGUUUUGUCCUCUGGCAUCCUUCAGAGCUGACUCUUCACAGCUUCUGUCUCUCUCUGCUUUUCAUGUCUUGAAAGUAGAUUUUCACAAUUGGUCAGAAUGUCCUCUAGGAGGACACAACAUCCUUGUUAUUUCCAGUCAAGGCUUUCUUGUGCAAGAGAUCACUCCAGACCUUGAACUGCGCUUCAUCAGACAAAUCUGCCCGUUGUAGAACUACACAACUCUGAAGCAGAAGAGCCAUCAGCUUAGCACAGCAGGGUCAGUUCUGACCUGGGAUUGCAUACAGAAGGUUAAUGCCACACUAACCGAGGAGCAGGGUUCUCACAGGAACUGCCAACUGAGAUUUCACACCCCGUGUAGUGCAGCUGAAUUGUUGCCUUGCUUCCCAAAAAUUACAGCUAUAUCCUUUCCUGUUAUCCCAAACACUGGUGGCAAUCCCAGGAUCACAGUGGAUAGAUGCUGUCUGGCUGAGCACUCCUCUGGCAGCCUGCUGGGAAGGCAAGGGCCAGAGCUAACUGAGGUUACGUGGAGCAGAGCAUGCAGAUUGCCAUGGCAGAACACACACACACACCAGGACAGACUGCAGCUUUCCCUGGCACCCAUAGAGAGCAAUUCUUCCCAUUGCUUCCCAGACCAAAUUGCCAGCAGAAACUGGUGGUGGGUCUGAGCCUUUCUGUGAAAAGCUGCUUCAGCCAAAGAUGCAUUUGCUUCUGGAAGGAACACAUCUUGCUGAUUGCACCCAGUCUGUGAAACAGCCAUUUCCAUGGCAACAAAUGAUGAGAGGGGUAGUCGAAUUUAUCUGAGAGUGGAAGGUACAAUUGAAGCUUAAUUAAAAUGUUACUUUCAGAUGUGUCACUGGAAGCAGAGUAGUAAGCACCAGGAAAAGAAGAGCCACUGAAAGGCUGUGCUGAGAUAAGUCCUGUUACUUAUUGAGGUGUUUGCCCUCCCCUAGCUGCCCAUUUACCUGUCCCAGGUGUGGUCUCCAGUAAGCUGUGAGGUGAUACAGACCCAUGGAGAGGUGGAAAACUUGGGCCAGCUCUCCUCACAGCAACCCAGCAGGAGAUGCAAGUGUGAUGGUGGGAGAGCCAGUGAGACAGCUGGGAUUUCCCUUCGCCCUCCUGAGCAGCCCAGAAGAAGACUGUAGGGCUGAGGGUCACCCAUGUGAUUUUAAAACCUUGGUGUGAGACACCAUCACCCUGCUAGGGUCUGGGACUCCAGAUCCCUGCAUGAGCCUGACAUCCAUGGGAAGCACAGCUGGGACAUCUCUCAGUGGUUCCUUUGUCUGCUGUGAAGCAAAUGCUGGUAGGGGUGCAGGUCUGCAGGGAGAAUGGCUCUAGUGGAGGACAGAGUCUUUGCGGGGGAGAAAAUCCAGAAAGAUAUUCCCCUUCUUCCCCUUACGCACAUUUAUAUCCAUUUAAAAUCCUUCCGUGGGGGCUACUGAACCUUCAGUUUAAUAAAGAAGGGAAUGAACCACUACAAAAUAGUUUUCUGGAAGGUUCUGAAAGUAGAUGCCACUUGCAUGCGGAGCUGCUCUGUGUCUAACGUGCGACUUCCAGACUUCAGUGCAUCCUGCAGCUGAGUCCCUUUGUGUGCUGUGUGGGGCCAUGGAGGGAGAGCCAGAGCUCACCACCACACCAACAGCUACAGCUUCCCAAACUACAGAAGGGUUAGGCAAGGAAGUGAGGAAAGCAGCAGCAGUGAUAGAAGUGUAAGUAGUUGUCACAGGUAAACUUUGGUAUCUAUGUACAAUGGUUAGUUCUAGAAUUGCAAGCCUUGUUAUAUUGCAUACGUCCUCCUUUCACUCUUUUCUCAAAGCAGCCAUCAUCUUUCCCCCGUCCCCACCUUGAACUGGUGUUGGGCAACACAGGCAGUUGCACCAAAAUGAUUCUCAGCCCCGUCCUGCAUUCUCCCCCUCCUACCCAAACCCAAAGCAGACCAGACAGCUGUUGGCUAUCACAAGUCUUAAUUUUUAGUAACUCCACUCGAGUUUCUUUCUUCAUGUACUAUAGCUUCCUCCACAAGCACCCCAGCAGGGCAGUACAAGAGGCUCUGACCAUGUCCCAGGAAGCUUCUUUGCCCCCUGGCAGCACCCUGCAGACAUGCACCUUACUGGGAACGUAUGGGUCAGUGCUGGUGAGAGCUGGCACUGCUGACCUCAUGCGUCACAGCUGAUGGGGAUCCACCAGGGGAAGCUGGCAGGGAGUGGCUACUGUCCCUUUUCUUUUAAAUUUGGAGGGAGAGGGGGAUAUUUUUGGCAUUUAGAUUAUUGUCCACCUUCUAGUGGCCAAGUUCUGGGCUGCAUUAAUAAUUGGGGUUGAUGGGCUGUCUGGGCAGCUUCACACCAACUUCAACAGGAAAUGUCAUGGCUGUAUCCAUGGCUGAGUUUCUCCCGUGCUGGCAAAGAGCAGGCUGUGCAUCCAGCAGCUCCAAAUGACCCGGCAGGCAGUGAGGCAGCCCUCUUCUGUGUUCAGAUCAAGUCCAUUUCAUGCCCUCAGCUUGAAAGACACUAAACCCCAAGGAAAUGCUUCCAAGGUCUCCUUCCACCACGCAGUGCCUGGUGCCCAGUGGAGGCAUUUGUGGGUCACUGAAAAUGGGAUCCUUCUGGGAUAUAUUUAAUGGAAAUGCCUUUCAGGAGAGACCUCCCAACCUUUUCCUUAAUCUCAGAACAGGGGAUGAAUUUCCAGCUGUCCUUGCAUAUAGUGAAACAUAGCUGAAACAGCCAAAUGCAAAGUAGAGUUAAAUGUAGGGUUUGACCUGAAUAACCUUUUAAUUAGGAAGAUAAAUUUGUUGUAGCUUGACCUUAGUCCAUGUUAGGAACCUGCUAAUCAUGUGACAUGCGGAGUGUAUUAAUGCUGCACUUAACUUGGCCAUUGGUUUUAUUAUCUGGUUUGGGGAGUUUUUCACUCCUGAAGCAUCAGUCUGCAUCUCGUAUGUUCUUUUCUUUCUUUUUUUUUUUU
This is a messenger RNA of Meleagris gallopavo (turkey), 8628 nucleotides long. The record is from RefSeq and is a predicted model, not a curated record. Lineage: Eukaryota; Metazoa; Chordata; Aves; Galliformes; Phasianidae.